This is a messenger RNA of Hemicordylus capensis (graceful crag lizard), 3678 nucleotides long. RefSeq names its product TTK protein kinase (gene TTK). Gene Ontology annotation, molecular function: ATP binding; protein binding; protein serine/threonine kinase activity. The transcript is spliced from 24 exons. Gene Ontology annotation, cellular component: spindle; nucleus; kinetochore. Gene Ontology annotation, biological process: protein localization to kinetochore; meiotic spindle assembly checkpoint signaling; peptidyl-serine phosphorylation. Lineage: Eukaryota; Metazoa; Chordata; Lepidosauria; Squamata; Cordylidae. The record is from RefSeq and is a predicted model, not a curated record. The coding region runs from base 517 to 3183 and encodes 888 amino acids.
UGGUCAGCUCGCUUGUCAAUCAAACAAUACUCUCCAAUCAAGAACAGGACUCAUCUUUGAGGGGAGUUACUGAGCUAGCCAAUCACGAACCAGCUUUGUGCGAGUGACGAUAUUCAAACACAACGUAUCUUCGCGGCGUUGAGGUUGCUCUUCACCCCUCUUUUGUGUUCACCUUCCUUCCAUCAGUUACCCGUUUGCUGCCGUCUCUCGCCCCCUUACUCAACGUGUUCUUGAGGACUAGUUGUUUCUUAGCCCCCUUUCUCCUUCUAUGGAGCGUUCCUGGAAGGAGCAGAAAAGCAGCGAAACUCAGAGUGAUGUACAUGGUUAUGUAUGUUGUGCCAGCCAGCCGAAGAAACAUUGCUAGCAAUUGCAACAGGACCUUGUAUGGACAUAAGUGCAGGGACAGUUUCACAUGAAUGGAUGCAUCCUUUGGAACACUCUGGACUGGACCCACCCCAUUGAGGGUUUUAAAGCUUUUGAGAACAAGUGAAACAGUCAGUGGAUGACAUCUUGAAGAUGCCAGAAGAUGAUUUAAAUGGGAGAGGGCUCUAUGUUACUUCUAUUAUGAGCAGAGUUAGAGACCUAAAAAGCAAAUCUAAAAAUGAGGACAAUGUUACAGAUGAGCUUAACUUCACUAAGAUUUCAGCUGAUACAACAGAUAACUCGGGGACUGUUAAUCAGAUCAUGAUGACAGCAAAUAAUCCUGAGGACUGGCUGAAUUUUUUACUUAAAUCAGAAAAAAAGGGUAUACUUCAGACUGACUCACUGAAUAGAUUGAUUGGUCGUUACAGUCAAGCAGUUGCAGCUUUGUCCGCAGAAAAAUAUAGCCAGAAUGAGAGUUAUGCUCGCAUCCUUGUGAGACUUGCAGAACUGAAAGCUAUUGAGGACCCAGAAGAGGCACGUGACCAGUUUCAUCUUGCUAGACUGAACUGCAAAACAUUUGCUUUUGUCCAUGUAGCAUCCGCACAAUUUGAACUCUUGCAAGGAAAUACAAAGAAGUCUAAACAGCUUCUUGAAAAAGCUGUGGAAUAUAGGGCAAUUCCACUAGAAAUGUUGGAAAUUGCUCUAAGAAACUUAAAUUUACAAAAAAUGCAGCUGCUUUCAGAUGAAGAAAAAGAGAAUUUGGCAGUACCAAGCUCACAAAAUACAGUUGGGAACUUCCUGACUAGAAGGAAGAACAUUGAUUCUGGUGAGAUCAUCAGCACCCCCAGCUCUUGUUUGGGGGAGAAAAAUGACUCUCCUCAAGAGACUAACCUAGUUGUGGGUGGACGCAAACCUUUAAAACAAUUAAACAAAUCCAACCAGAUAUGCCCCUUUGGGAGAGUUCCUAUCAAAUUAAUAAGUGAUGAUGAAGGUGAUGAUACAGGCGAUUCAGUGAAGAUGGAUAGUCCAUGUGUGACUAGUGUUACAAAGAGGCAACUAUCUGGUUCUAAAAGCUCAAGUUUGAUCCAUUUACCGCCUCACGAAGCAAAACCAAAUAGAUCGGACUCAUUUCAGCCAGGAGACCUGAAGUCUUUACCAAGCAGAAGAGUUAUAGAACUGAAGCUGCCAGAUGACGAGAGCUCUGAAGUAGCUACCAAUUCAACUGUAACCUUAAAGAACAGAGAUAAUUCUGGUUAUGCUGCUAGAGGAAAAGCAGCAACUGAAGAGCAGCAUGAAGAACCAAGCAUGAUAGAACUGAGCUGUCUGGAAAGACAACAGGUGCAUUCUGUUUCUCUUCGAAGUAGUCAAAAGAAAAAGGAGCCAUUCAGGCUAAGUUGUCCUUUAUCUGGAAAUAAAUGGCUUCAGCAUGAAACAAUGGAUAAGAGGAACUCAGAGGAAAAAUCUUCAAGUUUUGAGCAGCAGCCAGCGCUUCAAGUUUCCAAAAGAUUUUCACCACCAGAGCUGAUUUCCCGCAAACUUUCACCACCAGAGAUUGCUUCAAACAGAAACAGUCAGGCAUUUGUUGGCACAACAUCAAGGAACAACACUCUGAUUGAUGAUAUGGCCUGUUUCAGUACUCCAGUUGUAAAGAAUCCUUUUCUGCUGGCGGGGAAGGCAACCACUCCAUACAGCCAGUUUUCAUAUUUGCGACCUUGUACUCCAACAACUCCAUUCCAAGUACAGACUGGAUUACAGAUGCCAGCUUCUUUACCUUCAAGUGAAUGCAUUGCUGUUAAAGGAAAGUGGUAUUCUGUGUUGAAACAAAUUGGCAGUGGAGGAUCAAGUAAGGUGUUCCAAGUGCUUGAUGAAAAGAAGCAGCUUUAUGCCAUCAAAUAUGUGAACCUAGAAGAUGCAGAUCAACAGACUAUAGAAAGUUAUAAAAAUGAGAUAGCUCAUUUAAAUAAACUUCAGCAACACAGUGAUAAGAUCAUCCGACUUUAUGACUAUGAAAUUGGUGAGAAGAAUAUCUACAUGGUGAUGGAGUGUGGUAAUAUUGAUCUUAAUAGUUGGCUUAAAAAGAAAAAGACUAUUAACCCAUGGGAACGGAAGAGCUACUGGAAGAAUAUGUUGGAAGCUGUCCAUGCAAUCCACCAACAAGGUAUUGUUCAUAGUGAUCUAAAACCAGCAAACUUCCUGCUAGUGGAUGGAAUGCUAAAACUAAUAGAUUUUGGCAUUGCAAACCAAAUGCAGCCAGAUGUGACUAGCAUUGUCAAAGAUUCACAGGUUGGUACAGUUAAUUACAUGCCACCAGAAGCAAUCAAAGACAUGUCUUCCAGUGGAGAAAAUGGAAAGUCAAGAUCAAAGAUCAGUCCCAAAAGUGAUGUCUGGUCAUUGGGGUGCAUUUUAUAUUGUAUGACAUAUGGAAGAACUCCAUUUCAGCACAUAACAAAUCAGAUCACAAAGCUUCAUGCCAUAAUUGAUCCUAGUUAUGAAAUAGCAUUCCCUGAUAUUGCAGAGAAAGAUCUCCAGGAUGUCUUAAAGUGCUGUUUAGUACGGAACCCUAAACAAAGAAUAUCAGUUUCUGAAUUGUUGGUCCAUCCCUAUGUCCAUAUUCAAGCCAAUACACAAACAGGGGGUUCAAGUACAGUAGGAACAACAGAGGAAAUGAAGCGCAUCCUUAGUCACCUUAUUGGCCUGAACUCUCCAAACUCCAUUUCUAGAGCUGCUAGAAGUUUAUAUGAGCAGUGCAACAGCGGUGAAGGUCUAGAUGUGUCUGCUCUUGCAAAUGCCGAUAGCCGGAAAACAUGGAGCACAAAGUGAUAAUGUGUUGCUGAAAAUAUACUCUUCCUGGCAAUGGCUAUUUAAACCAAUUUGUCUAAAUUCAUAAAAUUGUUUAAAUAUCUGUGGUAUUGGCUAAAAUGCUCUUCACAAUUUCUUUGUCUAAUAGUUGCAUAUCAGUCCUAUGGUAUAGUCAGUUCUGCUGUGUGAUUUUAACAGACUGGUUCAUUGCUGCAAUACUGGAUGGCAAAUACCCUUGGGACGAGUUUUAAAGAUGGAGCAGCACAGACAUAUUUUGUAUUUUGUUUCAACCGAAACUGAAGGCCUCUAGUAUUUGUCACUGUUGAUCUUCAUAAUUCGAAUUCAUUUUCCUUUUCAUCAGGCAUUUUUGGUACAUUGUUGGCAGGAGUCGGUAAGCGUGUGGGUAAAAGUGACUAAAUUGCAGCACUGUUGUGUUAUGCUGUACAUAUUGCCAUGGAAAACAUUUAUAAAUGACAUCAUAAAUGACAUGAUAAAAUAAAUCUUGUAAAUAAAUGA